AUGGUUUCUACUAGAAGUGUCAACUCUCCUGCUAUGAAGAUCACUAUCUUGGUUGUUGAUGAUGAUUCUACUUCAUUGGCUAUUGUUUCUGCCAUGUUAAGAGAGUUCCGAUAUGAAGUUACGAGUGUUAAAACACCGGCAGCUGCUUUGUCUGUUCUUAGAUCAAAUCCAAGUAUUGACCUAGUGGUCACUGAUCUCCAUAUGCCUGGAAUGAAUGGGAUUGAGCUUCAAAAACGAAUCAACAAAGAGUUUAAACUGCCUGUCAUCAUAAUGUCCUCGGAUGACGAUGAAAAUGUGAUGCUAGAGAGCUUAGCAGGAGGUGCUGUGUUCUUUAUAGUUAAACCAGUAGACCCUGUUGGGUUAAAGAACGUAUGGCAAUACGCUGUUGCUGCUAAGAAAGGUAAAUCCUUGCUCAUCGAAGACAUGGACAGGGAAUCUUCGUCGUCGUCACCAGCGGACGGGAAACUAUCCCUCGGUGGCAACACGAAGUCGGUGUCAUCGGUGAAUAACGAAAAGAACGAUCCCAAGAAUGGAUCGAAAAGAAAAGGUGCAUCUGGCAAAGGUAGGGACAAGGAUGAUAACGAUGAUGAAUCGAAGUCUCCACCUCCAAAAAAGACUAAGAAGCAUAAGAUUGUUUGGACGAAUACACUUCAUAACCAGUUCUUGGAAGCCCUACGCCAAAUUGGCCUUGAAAGAGCUGUCCCAAAGAAGAUCCUUGAGCGUAUGAAUUCGACAGGCUUAACCAGGGAAAAUGUGGCUAGUCAUUUACAGGUUUGA
Molecule: messenger RNA, 777 nt
Organism: Gossypium raimondii (Peruvian cotton)
Lineage: Eukaryota; Viridiplantae; Streptophyta; Magnoliopsida; Malvales; Malvaceae
Product: two-component response regulator ARR1
Exons: 4
Coding region: 1-777 (258 amino acids)
Biological process (GO): phosphorelay signal transduction system; cytokinin-activated signaling pathway
Molecular function (GO): DNA binding
Source: RefSeq, a predicted model, not a curated record